CGCAGCUGAUUGAAUUCCCAAGGCAGCAGCAACAGAACACGCAGCAAUAAUUCAUUUGUUUUGCAAUUGUUUAUUGUUGCACUUUUCUCGCAUUUAAUUCGCCUUAGUUAACAUGUCAUUCCUGCGAAAAUCCCGUAAUCUGUUCAAUGCUGUUGGCGCUGCCCGCCAAAAUGCCAAACUGUUUAAUGCUGCGAUAGCUCAGCGUGGCUACAGUUCAAAGUCAGAGGAUGAUGGUGCCACAUUUCCAGGGGCACGUAAUGCGUCAUUCGUGAACGAUCUGAAACUAACGCUGCCUGAGGAUUAUGCUCCCAUUCCCAUCUAUCGUGUGAUGGAUCGCGAUGGUUACAUUCUCAAUAAAAACGAGGAUCCCCAGCUGAGUCAAGAGGUGGUCGAGAAAAUGUUCCGUGACAUGCUACUGCUGUCCACCAUGGACAAGAUCCUGUAUGAAUCGCAACGUCAGGGCCGCAUCUCUUUCUACAUGACGAACUUUGGAGAGGAGGCAUCGCAUAUUGGCAGCGCAGCUGCUUUGGAGAUGCGCGACAUCAUCUAUGGCCAGUAUCGGGAGGCUGGUGUGUUGGUGUGGCGUGGCUUCCGCAUCGAUCAAUUCAUCGAUCAGUGCUAUGGCAAUGUAGAUGAUUUGGGACGUGGCAAACAGAUGCCAGUACACUAUGGCUCCAAGGAGCUGAACUUUGUCACCAUCUCUAGUCCACUGUCCACGCAAAUUCCCCAAGCUGUAGGUGCUGCCUACGCCUUGAAGCGACGACCCGACAACGAUGCCUGUGUCAUCUGCUAUUUCGGUGAAGGUGCUGCCUCCGAAGGUGACACACACGCUGCGUUCAACUUUGCCGCCACACUCGAGUGUCCAGUCAUACUCUUCUGUCGCAACAAUGGUUUUGCGAUCUCCACGCCAUCCAAUGAACAAUACCGCGGUGAUGGCAUCGCUGGUCGUGGUCCCAUUGGUUAUGGCAUUGCCACGAUUCGUGUAGAUGGUACUGAUGUGUUCGCCGUCUACAAUGCAAUGAAGAAGGCUAGGGAAUAUGUGCUUCGCGAGAACAAACCUAUUGUGUUCGAGGCCUUGGCAUAUCGUGUGGGACAUCACUCGACUUCGGAUGACAGUACAGCCUAUCGUUCAGCCGAUGAGAUCGACGUGUGGAACACUUUUGAGCAUCCCAUAUCCAAGCUCAAGAAGUACAUGGUCCACAAGGGCUGGUUCAACGAGCAGGAGGAGACGGAAUUUGUUAGCACCGUGCGCAAGCAAGUGUUGAAGCAAAUUGCCGUGUCGGAGAAGAAGUUGAAGCCCAAUUGGCGUGAGAUGUUCGAGGGUGUCUACGACACAAUUCCUGAACAUCUGCAGCAGCAGCAGCGUGAGCUGGAGCAGCACAUUGAGGCGCAUAAGGAAUUCUAUCCACUGAAGAGCUUCAAGCAAUAAAAUUGCCAACUCUGAAGCGAAACUAUUCUACAAAAACUUAACCGGAGAGACUCAAUCGAAAGUGCAUUUAUUAAGCUUAAGCAAUAUUAUCGUUUUAUGUUUUGUUUUGCUGCUGGGUACAACCCAAAAGCAAAUCUCCUUUUUGUCAAAUGUUGUUAACUCAAUUUAAAUUUUGUAUUUUUUAUUUAGAAACAUGCUAUACAUUUUUGGUGUUUUUAAAGACUUGUAACA
Messenger RNA from Drosophila nasuta, 1660 nucleotides. It is a transcript of the gene BckdhA, whose product is annotated as Branched chain keto acid dehydrogenase E1 subunit alpha. The transcript has 4 exons. Gene Ontology annotation, molecular function: oxidoreductase activity, acting on the aldehyde or oxo group of donors, disulfide as acceptor. The record is from RefSeq and is a predicted model, not a curated record. Gene Ontology annotation, biological process: branched-chain amino acid catabolic process. Gene Ontology annotation, cellular component: oxoglutarate dehydrogenase complex. The coding region runs from base 113 to 1429 and encodes 438 amino acids. NCBI's taxonomy places the organism in Eukaryota, Metazoa, Arthropoda, Insecta, Diptera, Drosophilidae.